Oxyura jamaicensis (ruddy duck) is the source of this 6437-nucleotide messenger RNA. It is a transcript of the gene KRAS, whose product is annotated as KRAS proto-oncogene, GTPase. Gene Ontology annotation, biological process: Ras protein signal transduction. Bases 135 to 674 code for a protein of 179 amino acids. Gene Ontology annotation, molecular function: GTP binding; GDP binding; GTPase activity. Gene Ontology annotation, cellular component: plasma membrane. The transcript has 6 exons. The record is from RefSeq and is a predicted model, not a curated record. Lineage: Eukaryota; Metazoa; Chordata; Aves; Anseriformes; Anatidae.
CGGGACGGGCAGUGAGGCGCAGCGGCCGCCGCGCUGGGGCGGCCCACCGAGGCAGGAAGGAAGGCACGCAGGCAGGCACGGAGACGCCGCCGUCGCCCCGCGGCUCGGCGCAGCACCACGCAGGUCUGCUAAAAAUGACAGAAUAUAAGCUUGUUGUCGUUGGAGCUGGUGGUGUAGGCAAGAGUGCCUUGACAAUACAGUUAAUUCAGAAUCACUUUGUGGAUGAAUAUGACCCUACAAUAGAGGAUUCCUACAGGAAGCAAGUAGUAAUCGAUGGGGAAACCUGUCUCUUGGAUAUUCUUGAUACAGCAGGUCAAGAAGAAUAUAGUGCAAUGAGGGACCAAUACAUGAGAACAGGAGAAGGUUUCCUGUGUGUAUUUGCUAUAAACAAUACAAAAUCUUUUGAAGAUAUUCACCAUUAUAGGGAACAAAUAAAAAGAGUUAAAGACUCUGAAGAUGUCCCAAUGGUGCUAGUAGGAAACAAAUGUGAUUUGCCUUCCAGAACAGUAGAUACAAAACAAGCUCAGGAUUUAGCAAGAAGUUACGGAAUUCCUUUCAUUGAAACAUCAGCAAAAACAAGACAGAGAGUGGAGGAUGCUUUUUAUACAUUGGUGCGAGAGAUUCGACAGUACAGAGUGAAAAAAAUCAGCAAAGAAGAAAAGACUCCAGGUUGACUGUCUGAGAUGAGAACUGUAGCAGAUAUGCUUUGAACCGUCACUGUAUGUAGAUAAUUUCCCUACAUGAACAUUGCCAAAUGUACCUUGUGCAUUAAGGCUGAAGUUAUAGGUAAAAUACAGUAGUUAUCUAUAAAAUAAUACCUAGCUUUUCUAACUCUCAGAAGACAUGAUGUUUUCCAGAACCGUGGGUACUUUUACUAGGUAUGGUACAUCAAUUUUGUUUUGACAAAUAAUACUUUAAAACUUAAGAGCAACUUAUUUGCAAGAGUAUUAUAUAUGUCAUGAGAUCUUGCAGAGUGUACUCUUACUUUUGGUGGAAAGGCUACUAAGGACUUUGAUCUAACAUUAGUUAUUUGUAAACAUGUUUAUAAACUUGACACAUGAAAGCUUUUAAUAAAUUUGUUAUACUGGAAGCAUUGCUUUCUAGGUGUAGCUAGUUAACACCUCGCUGUCAUUUGGACUUAACAUAUAAUGGUUUCAUCACUGUUCCGUAGUUGACUGAAACAGCAAUGAAUAAGCUGAUUUUUGACCUUUUAAUUUUGUCCUUUUCUCAGAGUUCACUUUCUGCUCUUCCGCUAAAGUAGGUAUACAGGAAUAAACUAAUACUUGCUUUUAAUUGGCAGCUUGAAGGCAAACUAGCUGACAAGAGGUAGGAAUCUGCCUGUCUGUUGUAGGGCCAAAUUUCUAGAUCAGUUUCUAUAGUGGUGCAGUUGACUACUGUGAUGCAUUAACAUUACACAACUAUUUCUGAUGUAUCUAAAAGAUAAUGUAAGGAGUAAGACAGUGAAAAAUAAAGUUUUUCUUAAUGUUUUUAUAGCUGUCAGUAUUAAAUGUAAAGGUCUUACUGAGAGCACAGAUACUCAGUUGGGAUUUGGGGCAGCCUGAAAGGUAGGCAAUAAUAUAAACUGUAUCACAUAAAUAGGUCAUUUCAAAGUAUACUGUAUAACACUGUACUUGAUUAUGGUUCACAUCAGGUAUACAGGUCUCUGGUCAAAACAGCUAAUUUUCUUCGGCUAUAAUUAUCCCCCCCAAAAGUGGAAAAACUACUCAGUGUGAAGAAAUGUUAGCAUUUGUGUCUGUAGCUUAACUGUCGGAGCUGUGGAGAUAUUUAAAUGACUGUACAUGAUAGAAUGGAAUGAUUUAUCAAAUACUAAUUUAUUAUUGCAAUGCCGGAUUGAUUUGAUUGACUUGCUUAUGUAAAGAUUAAAAAAAAAAAUAAAAUGGUGUGAUUACUUGUAUUGGUAUGCCUAACAAAUGACAUGAAUAUGUAGAUUAAUCAUAACCACCUCUUUGGUACCAAAUUCUUACUGCAAAUAGUUGUAUUUACUUUUAAAAGUGUAGAUUAUUGAGGUAUAAGCAAAGCUAGCUAAUGCCUCAGAGCUUUAUUCUGAAAUCUAGUAGUAAUAAUAUACUUGGAAUCUAAAGAUGUGGUGCCUGUGCUUUUCUAGUCUGAGGUGGGACAAUACGUGCCCCAUCUAUGUGGACAGGAGAGCGAUACAUGUUCCUGAGUCACAUUAUUAACAGAGUUGUACCUGCGGAUGUCUGUGGUCAGCUCCUGGGCUGUAAUUCACCCACAGGCUGCUCUAAGUCCAACUUGGGAAUAGUAGAGAAAGGGCAGGCAGAUGGUGCUAGCUGUUGCUGGUGUCAGAAUAGUUCAUUUGGGUGUCUUAGUGUUCCUCAGACCUCAGGAGAGGAACAGCCUAUAGCCAGGACUAGAUGUUCAAAUGCUUGACUGACUGGCUGCUGCAUAGAGCUGCUAUCCUGUGGGCCCUGAUGCCCAUGUACAGUGAUGCAAUUAGACGUGAUGCAGUUAUAUGUGCAUCUCAUAUAUAACAGGAGACAACUGUAGUCCCCCAUCCAUCUCAAUCCAUUUUUCCCAAGGUGCCCAUUCCCAAAAUCUAGAAAUGCUCAAGAGGGUGUUGGUGUCCCAGCAAUUCCUCCAAUGCAUAGCUUGAUUUAGGGAUGUUGUGAAGGCUUCGGCAAGGAGAAGACAGUAUCAGCUCUCCUGGCAGGCAGCAAUACUGCUGAUGGAACACACUUCACCUGAUCUGGUCAGAUGAAAACAGGCUGUACUUAUGUAGGCAAUUAAGUCUGUUAAUGUGAUCUUAAUGUGUGUGCCUCUGUAUUUUUUCAGGGUGUUGAUGAUGCCUUCUAUACAUUAGUUCGAGAAAUCAGAAAACACAAAGAGAAGAUGAGCAAAGACGGUAAAAAGAAGAAAAAGAAGACAAAGACAAAGUGUAUAAUUAUGUAAAUACAAUUUAUCCUUAUUCUUAAGACGUACUUAAGUAAUUUUUGUACAUUACACUAAAUUAUUAGCAUUUGUUUUAGCAUUACUUUACUUUCUGCUUCAUGAUCCUGUUAGCUUUACCUGAAUGCUUGUUUUAAACGACAGUGGAAACUUCAUUCCUCUUAAAGUGCCAGUAUUCUUUGAGUGUUGGUUCUUGAACUAGCAAUGCCUGUGAAGAAAACAAAACAAACAACAACAAAAAAACACACACACACAAAAACCUGAGAACUGUCUUAGGACUCUUUGGUGCAUGCACAGUUGUUAACUUCCUAUUUUUCUUACUGAUUGUGAACUUUCCGUUCUGUGUGCAGACAAAACAAUGAAAUGAUGCUCUACACAUUCUAACAUCCCCUUUAUUUUUUUCUUUUUUUCUUUAAAUCUGGUUGGGAAAACGGAUUACUUAGCAAAAGAGACUUUCAUUUCAGACUUCCUUUUAAUUUAGACUGACUGCAAUAUAGAAAGACCAGAAGCCUUUAUAGUCUUCCUGUAGAUUUUGCUUGUAGGCGUCUAGUCUUGUAGCAUUUCAGAUCAACUUUAAUGAAUGUAAAGAUAAAACUUUCACAAAAAAAUUUUUCACUGCAAUUUGUCACGGUCACUCCUUAAAUACUAUAUUUUUUCUAUAAAAAAAAAAAAAGAAAAUUUAAAAAAAGACAAUAAUGCACAUCUGGCAAUGGAAAAAGUAAAAGUUCUAAUUAGAUUGAUUUGCUAUUGUUAAUGCAUUGCUUUAAGACUUUCACGUAACUUCUUGUCUCUGAAGACACCAAGGUGACAUCUUUGCUCUCCUGACCCCAUAGCAGUAAAUUAUCUUUAAGUAGCUUUGUUCAGUAGGUACAGGAUUUCACCCUUAGUGUCUCUAGGAAAAACUAGAAAGCCUUAAUAGGUAAGUUGAUUCAAAUUCUUAGGUUAAUUCAUACAUGGAUCCAGAAUUUAUCAUAAGAAUUAAAUCAGAAUGACUCCUAAAUUAUAUAGCAAAUUAAAACAAUUUGUUUUUUCCCCAAGGGUAGCAUGAAAUAUUUCCAGAUGCCUAUUUUAUAUAAAAAUAGGGGAGGGAAUUUUAAAUUCUAGUAACCUCAAAUCAAUGAAUUAAUGAGCUUGAAUUUAGCUGCUUCAUGCAAAUAAUUUGGAAAUCCACAAUGCCAUAAAACGGUGUGGAAUUUGCACAAAUCUUCAGCGUAGAAUAUUGUUCCCAGACUCAAUGUUUGUUUGAUGUUUGUGAAGUGCUGGUUUUGUUGCACAGAUUAUGUGGUUGGUGAGUGGCAUUCCAGUGUCUAGACUGUCAUGACCAAGAUUUUAAUGUUGUCUUUCUCUGUGGUUAUAUUUUCAUUUGAUUUUUUUUCUUUUUUUCUUUUAUUUUUUUCUCCUGAUCAGAAUUAAUGCAGAAUUUUUGCAGAAGCUUUUCAUUUUGGUACUGAAGUAGUCCAGAUAUUCUGCACCAAAGUAGGAGCCAGUAAUUGCAGUGCUGCCAGUUCCUGUCAUCUUACUGCAAAUGUUGCCUUGUUAGAUGCUUUUAGCUGUGGCCUCAGUUCCAGAAGGUACACUAGUCCCUAAGUCAGCUGCAGAGUAAAAUUUGAAAGUGUGACUUCAGUGUACCCUAAAAAUUUAAAUAUGACAUUGACGUAGGAUAAUUCAGGACACUGGACUGGUAAAUCCUGGAAGUCUGGAACAGGAAAUAGCAGCAUUGCCUUAACCUAAAGUAUAGCUAAACCAUUACAUGGAAAUUUUACACAGUAGAAUUCUAAUACACCAAUGUAACUUAGACCAUAUAUGAUGUCAAAGGUGCAACUGCAUAAAUGCAAUGUUUUUCUUUCUACAAAAAGAAAAAUACAGCAGUGACUGUUAGGUGGAGAGCUGCAGAGCUGGCAGGGGAAGUAUACUGUCUGGAUUGCUGCAUGUUCUUUAAUUAACGUGGCUGAGAAUUCAAUAAAUGAAUACCUUUCCCUGCCUGCACUGCUUGUUCCUCUAGGCCCCCACAAAAACCCAGUCUCUCCCCUUUCAGCUUCAAUAUGAAAUAUACUUCAGAAUAUGAAAGAUUGUGAAAAAUGGUAAUAGGAGAAUAGCAUUAUAUUUUAAGGGCCGGUAAGGAAUACAGACAAAUUCUUAAUGUUACAAAACAUUUUACAGCAUCCAAGAUUAAAAGAUGUAUUGGAGACAGCUGGUUAUUUGCACAUUUUAGAUGCUCUUGAUUAUAUAUGAAGAGCAUAGCAAAAUUGGAUAGCAUAUCUUGAACAAACAAAAGCAAUCCUAAGAUGACGUUUAAGAUUUUUGGUAACUGAGUCACACUGCAUGUAAAAUUAAGGCUGGUCUAAAAUUAUCAUGUUACUUUAAUUAAAAAUGGUAGGAGAAAUAAAUUUAGCAGAAGUGUCUUAAUCAUCAAAUGCAGAUCAAUUAUAGCUCUAAUAUGAAGCUAUAUGUAAGUAGUUUUUUCAGUGUGAUCUGUAGGUACCAAUCAAAUUGUUACAAUCUAUUUACGUUUGCCCUUAUAGACAUUUAAAAAAAAAAAGCUCAUCCUUGCCAUUGUUGUGCAGUUUUGUCUUAAUAUUUGUAAAGAUUUGGUAAAGCAUGUUGGAUUGCAGCUUGCACACGUUAAUCUCAUAAUUAUUCUGUCUCUUCCCUAUUUGAAAUGCUUUCAAAAAACAUACCUGGAUGUACUAUCAUUUCUGAUAGUAACUGCUAAAGAAACAUGUGAAUCACUUACCAUGUUAAUACAUUAAAUUGCCAUGUGUCAGGGAAUUACACCUUCUUAUGGUAGCUUUAUGUAACACUGGUAAACAACUUUAUCAUUAGUUUUCUCAGAACUGAAAAUUCUUUUAACCAAUCUCAUUGCCCUAUUUUUUUUUUUCCCUAACUUAAGAAAAAAAAAGUUACACUGCAUAGAAUUUGUUACAAAAACAGGAUCUCUGUCAGGUAAAUCCUGACACACAAUCUUCUACUCUAUAAAGCAAUACAAUUAUUACCUUCAAAGACCAUCAAACUGUAUACAAAUCAUUUUGUCUGAAGUUUACAUAAAGCUACAUAGAUGGUAAAUCUUUCCUAACAUUUCUUUAUUCCACUGUCUCGUGUUUUCAUGUUGAAAAUACUUCUGCUUUUUCCUCUUGAGUGCCAACUUCUUACUAGAAUGACUUUAAUGUAAUAUGUUUACCUGGAAUGUAUUUUAACUAUUUUUGUAUAGUGUAAACUGAAACAUGCACAUUUUGUACAUUGUGCUUUAUUUGAUGUGGAACUUAUGCAGUGUGAUCCAGUUUUUCCAUCAUUUGGUUGCGUGACCAGAAUGUUGGUCAUACCAGCUACUAAGUUAAAAAAAAAAAAAAAAAAAAGGAAAAAGAAAAAAAGACCACUGUUUGUUCUAAAAUUGUUAAUGUUUUUAGGAGUAUGUGCUGUGAAGUGAUCUGGAAUUUCUUUUUUUUUUUUUUUUUUUUUUGUCAAACUGUACUGCUCCUAUUUAUUGUAAUGUAAUAAAAAACAGGUAUUGUGAA